Schistocerca serialis cubense is the source of this 1323-nucleotide messenger RNA. RefSeq lists its product as uncharacterized. The record is from RefSeq and is a predicted model, not a curated record. Gene Ontology annotation, molecular function: FMN binding; oxidoreductase activity. The transcript has 8 exons. The coding region runs from base 62 to 1168 and encodes 368 amino acids. NCBI's taxonomy places the organism in Eukaryota, Metazoa, Arthropoda, Insecta, Orthoptera, Acrididae.
UUGAGAACUGCCUGAACAGUUGUAUGUACAGGUUUUAGGUGGUCAGUAAGCAACAGCAGCCAUGCCAGAAAGUCAUAAAUUUGUGUGUCUUGAUGACUAUGAGAAACAUGCUUCCACUGUGCUUCCAAGAAAUGCUUUGGAUUAUUAUGCAAGUGGUGCUGGAAGAGAGCAUACUUUGAAACUUAACAGGAAUGCCUUCAAAGUACUGCGUAUUCGCCCGAGGAUGAUGAGAAAUGUAUCAAAGCGGGAGAUGUCCACCACAGUAUUGGGUAACUGUGUGUCAGUGCCAUUUGGAAUAGCACCAACAGCAAUGCAGCGUAUGGCUCAUCAAGAUGGAGAAUGUGCCACAGCAAGAGCUGCUGGUAUGAUGGGCACAAUAUUUACACUGAGUACACUUUCAACAAGCAGUAUAGAGGAAGUAGCAGAAGCAGCACCAUCUACUAUCAAAUGGUUUCAACUCUAUAUCUAUAAGGACAGGGCAGUAACCGAGGAUCUUGUUAGAAGAGCUGAAAAAGCUGGCUUCAAAGCACUUGUUCUGACUGUUGAUGCACCGAUGUUUGGAAUACGCGAUGCAGACAUUCGUAAUAAAUUCUCUCUUCCUCCACACCUGAUGUUGGCUAACUUUAGAGGAGUGUUUGCUGACAGUGUUCAGUCAUCUGGUGGCUCGGGGAUUAAUGAAUAUGUAAAAAACAUGUUUGACGCAUCAUUAACUUGGAAUGAUGUUAAGUGGCUGAAAAGCAUCACAUCAUUGCCCAUUGUAGUGAAAGGAAUUUUAACAGCAGAGGAUGCAGUUAUGGCUGUUGACAGUGGUGUAGAUGCAAUACAGGUUUCCAACCAUGGAGCUCGACAACUAGACUGUACUCCAGCACCUAUAGAAGUUUUACCAGAGAUUGUGCAUGCUGUAAAUGAUCGGUGUGAAAUUUACCUCGAUGGAGGAGUUCGAGAAGGAAUUGAUGUAUUCAAAGCAUUAGCCCUUGGAGCAAAAAUGGUUUUUAUUGGGCGGCCUGCAAUAUGGGGUUUGGCCGCUUCAGGACAAGAAGGAGUUAAGGAAGUUUUGGAUAUCCUUAAGUGUGAAUUUGAUCAUGCAAUGGCACUUUCAGGGUGUGCCAAACUUGGUGAUAUUCAACGUGAUAUGGUAGUACCAGAUACACAAUAUUGCAAACUAUGAAUUAGUCAAGAGAGUUGCUUCAGUAUUUGACAAUGUGAGCCCUUUGUUAAUGAUGAUGCCAGUCUUGUUACAGUCCUUUACAUUUUUGUACAAAUAACAUUUCAUUGAUGCCAUAUAAUGACUCUCAAAUAAAUAUAUAUUUAAAAAAAGAAAAA